AGAUACCAUCCUGGCUGCCCGCAUAUUGUCUCGAAGGACUGCACCACCACCGUUUGCGCUCUUCGAUGUCCUGUUAGCGUAGCGCAGCUGGUCACACGUGAGUGCAAUGAAUUCCUCCCGCCUCAUAACAGCGGCAAGAACCCACGUUCAAUAGGCACGGGCAAGGUGGGGCACCUCAAUAGAACGGAAGGAUUAUUGUUCGAUAUCGAGGCGAAUUUUGUUUCGGUGUAAUGAGGACUCCUUUCCUCCUCGCGCGUACUGGGGGGCUAGGUUCUAUAUCAAGUUGGGGGAAAAUUCCAGUGCAUUACGUGACGAGUCUUACGGCCUCAGUACAUGAUUCGAAGGAAAGCGUGCGUACCAUAUCCUCCUCCCAGAUCGCGAAUCUCAUAUUCAAGGCAGGCCUCUGGUGCACGACGGUCUCCCACACUUCUCACCUCCAACCAGAGGCGAAGAUCUCUGAAAAACAAACAGGCAAAGACGCCUGACCAGUGGGCGGAGGCGUGACUAUUCUUUCGUUUCCAGAAUGUACUUACAUGACUCGGUCUUGGCAUUUUGC
Molecule: messenger RNA, 556 nt
Organism: Guyanagaster necrorhizus
Lineage: Eukaryota; Fungi; Basidiomycota; Agaricomycetes; Agaricales; Physalacriaceae
Exons: 2
Source: RefSeq, a predicted model, not a curated record